Peronospora matthiolae is the source of this 1320-nucleotide messenger RNA. NCBI's taxonomy places the organism in Eukaryota, Oomycota, Peronosporomycetes, Peronosporales, Peronosporaceae. The record is from the annotation of a GenBank genome assembly.
AUGCACGACACGAAUCGGGACUCUCGACGGCCGCUUGCUGCGCCCUCGCAGAGCUGGAACUGGCUCGAUCUGUCGCAACAAAGUGGCGAAUGCAGUCGCAACAACUGGACCAGCAGUAGCCGCUCAAAUGCUGUCCAGAACCAAGGCUCUACGCAGCCCCAGUCGAAGCUACUGACCCGAGCCCCGACGACGACGACACAAUCAACGCCCACGCCUAAAACAAUACGUACCGAUCGUGAAAACCCUGUCAAAACGGAUACCGACGCGGUCGAAGCGUUUUCCAAGCUGCGGAUCGCCGACCGCACAAUCACGACCGAGAGUCUACGGCAAGAGAUGGACGGACGCACUUUUAUCAAGCUGCAGCACAUGGACCGUGUCGGGAAAGACACAUUUACGGACGGAGCAGUCGACUGGGUAACCAUAGGAGUGCUGACUCGGAAAACGCUGUCCAAGCCAGCAGCUAAUGGGUCCACGUUUAUGGUGUGGGGCCUAUCGGAUCUGGACGGGACCGAACUGGGGAUCUUUUUGUUUGGAGAUGCCUAUAACAGUCACUGGAAACAGACGACGGGCUCCAUUGUGGCGGUUCUCAAUGCCGUCCUGCUGCCUGCUACAGAGAAGAACAAGUUUGCAUUCAAGGUGACGCAACCGGCAGAGGUGGUGAAGCUCGGCAGGGCAGUAGAUUUUGGCAUUUGCAAAGGAACCACUUCGGGCGAAGCUCGUUGUCGGCUUGCAGUGAACACGGCAAAGGCACAGUACUGCUUGCACCACAUUGCUGCCAAUUUCAUGCAGGCAGGACGAGGACGUCAGCAGUUGAAUAACGCGACGGGAAGUUUACGCAAAACACUCUUUGCUGGUCUUGCCAAGACGAAAAACUUGUCGGCUGGCGUGUACACGUCCGCCUCGUCGAAGUCUGGCAAUUCUGGAUGGAACCCAACAUCUGCGAAGAAACGCAAGCGUAACGAUGCUGCAGACGCAGUUUUGGGCGUGCCUACUGUUUUGGCAGCGUCGGGUGCUGUCGUCCAACGUAUUCGAAAAGAUCCGACACUUUCGACGACAGCUCGUGGCGCUCUUGGCGUCCGUGACAAACGACCAUGUGGCACCGUAAGUCUUAUGGACCAGCUUCGAGAGCCCGGUGCAUCUAUGAACCUUGCGCCGAGGCGAUUUGAUGCCGGAUCAGCAGAUGCAACGCAACCUUCCAGUCGAGCACAGAAGAUUUUAUCGGCAGUCAUUGCGAAGAAUGGGAAACAGCUCCGACAACCAAAGGCGAAGAAGGUGGACAUGAUCCACUUCAUGAGAACGGGAUCUCACGUCAGGAAAUAG